AUGCCUUCCCAUCAGCAGCAGCAGUGCGUGCCUCAAGCCCAGCAGCAGCAGGUGAAGCAGCCCUGUCAGCCACCUCCUACCCAAUGUCAAGAGGCAUGUGUUCCCAAAACCAAGGAUCCAUGUACUCCUCAGGCCAAGAAACAAUGCCCAGAGAAGAGCACUGCUAACCCAGCUCAGCACAAGUGUCCUUCUGCCCAGCAAGUUACUAAGUGUAAACAGAAGUAA
Molecule: messenger RNA, 225 nt
Organism: Psammomys obesus (fat sand rat)
Lineage: Eukaryota; Metazoa; Chordata; Mammalia; Rodentia; Muridae
Gene: Sprr4
Product: small proline rich protein 4
Exons: 1
Coding region: 1-225 (74 amino acids)
Source: RefSeq, a predicted model, not a curated record